Molecule: messenger RNA, 2065 nt
Organism: Anolis carolinensis (green anole)
Lineage: Eukaryota; Metazoa; Chordata; Lepidosauria; Squamata; Anolidae
Product: zymogen granule membrane protein 16
Exons: 5
Coding region: 820-1431 (203 amino acids)
Source: RefSeq, a predicted model, not a curated record
GUAGUUGUUUUGCAGAUUGCCAUGUCACUAGAGGCGUAAGGUUUGGGUGGGGCUUCUAUUAAAGCUGUUGUGAAGGUGUUAUGUGGGGGAGAACUGAUGCUGGAGUUGGAUAACACAGCACAAUUCCCAGGGAUCUCGUAGUCCAGGGUAAUUAGAUCUGCAGACUCAGAUUCAUGGAGUGAUUUAGUAUCCCUAGGGUGCUCCUUGGGGUUUUUUCCCAGAUGCAGGUCCUGCAUCCCAUAAGUUAUCCCUUUAAGCUUCCUGAGCUUCACUGAAUGUGUUUGACUCUGGAGACUAAGGGGAGAAUCCUGUUGUUGUGAAAUACUCGACUUGGAAAGAGGCCUUUUGCUGCAAGCUUAGAAUUUAGGCGCAGCAGUAGUAAGGGUAUGUGGUCCGAGGAGAAGCUUAAUAUCUCCCUUGUAUUAUGCAUAUCAGAGUGGAGAUCGAUUUGAUUCAUUUCUCUUUUAAGUAGGUGGUAUAGAUGUCUUUUGGAGUGAUAGGUGGAGUUCCAGGGAGAAAGCCUUCUUCUGUAGUAAUAAACUGUUAAGCAGACCUUCUUAGGAGAAAGUACCAGUUCUAAGGAGUUUGUUACCUCAUGCAAAUGCAGAGUAGGCUCUUUACAGUUAAGCUUUUUUGGGGCUAGAUCACAGAUGGUCUGUCUCUGUUGUUUUAUUUCUUUCUGGGUUGCAAUGAUGGAGUCAACUUUAAGGUUGAUAUCUCUGAGUUUGUUGUGUAAGCGCUCAACCGUGGUAGCAACCUGUUGGAGCAUGUGCGAGUACCUUGUCUCAAUCACUUGCUCGGAGAGCACAGAAGCAACUCAUGUUUCCUAAGUUAUGUUUUCCUCAGGCUUGCUUCAUUCUUCUCAGGAUGUCUGGCUUCACGCUGCUCACUUUGCUCUUUGUGGGAAGCACCAUUACUUCCGCAUCCAAUCUGCCACUCCCAGACUCUUCCUAUUCUGGUGAGUUUGGCGGAAACGGAGGGAAACACUUUUCGCAUUUCAAAAACCAUAUGGAAGGACCUAUCACUGCCUUGAGGGUCCGGGCGAAUCAAUACUACAUUGUGGGCCUCCAGUUCAGCUACUGCCGCCUGUGGAGUGAAUAUGUGGGUGGCACCGAUGGGGAGAUGCAGGAAAUCUUCCUCUAUGACGAUGAGGACAUCAUCCAAAUCACUGGAAAAUACGACAGCUACAUCCAGAAUCUUGUGUUCCUCACCAACAAACAGCGCAGUUUUGUCUUUGGAGCCUCCAGUGGCUAUACCUAUCACGGCUAUCGUGGCUUUACCUUCAAUGCAGUUCCACUUUAUAGAAGCGCGGUCUUACGUUACGUCAGUGGCCGGUCUGCUUCUUACAUAGACGCCUUGGGUUUCCACUGGGGCAAACAGCUCAAGAAAUCUAAGAAGUGUAGACGUCUCACAGUGGAUCAGGGGAAAUGAAAUGCACAUUAUUCAUAUUCACUGAAAGAGAGGCAAAGCAAGGAACGGGAGUGCUAUAUUUGCAGGCAAUGCUUCGAGCUUUUGCUAUGUGCCACUAAUAAGCUAUACCAGGGGUGGGCAAAUGGUGAUAUUCCAAAAUGGAGAUGGAUUGUGUUUUAGCCCAAUUGUAUAGGGGAAAUUAGGAUGCCUAAGAGGUGGUUGCCUAGUCUGCCAUUUCUAAUGUGUCUUCUUUUAUCAAACAACUUUCUUCCACCUUCCCAUCCACCAAACCACACGGUCUUUCUCCACCGACUUUUCCAUCCAUCCAUAACCCAUCACUUCUUCCAACACAAUUUAAUUAUCUCUUUUCUUAACCAACAUAUGCCCCAAACUUAUUCUGUUUCUUCAGAGCUUUCUCUCUCUCUCUCUUUAAGUACUGAGCAAUAGUAUUGUUGACAAGCAAUAUCAACCCAAUAAAAGCAUAUUUGAAACAAACUACCAGUCAUUUCUUUAUUGACGAUUUGCUUUGCAGAAAACAUCACCAAAUCACUUCACUCCAGGACUUGAAGAGCAUCUGUCAUUAACUUUGAAGACCAACUCUAUAAUAUCUGAGGGUUUUGUGAAUGGAAUGAAGGUGUAACAGUAUUCUGGCAGA